GAUCGAGCUCUGUGUCGGGCUCCCUGCUCAGCGGGGAGCCUGCUUCUCCCUCUCCCUCUGCAGCUCCCCCUGCUUGUGCUCUCUCUCUGUCAAAUAAGUAAAUAAAUACUAAAAAAAAAUUAUGAGUUCUGUAAGGACUGGGGAUGUUAGUCGACUUUGAAUUCUGCGGCACCAGUUCUCGUUCAGGGUAGGUGCUCUGAUAAGUGAGUAGCUGGUGAGUGAGCGUAUGGAAGGGAGGGAGCAGAUCUCCGGGGCAGGUGCAGUGAGUCCUAUUCUGCCAGGUGCCUCCUGGGACUCAGGGGCAUGGUCACAGCUCCCACUUUUCUCAUUCCUGGGGUUUGUGUCGUUGAAUGAUAAUGAUAGCGGGGAACUCGUGGUGAGGGCUUGCUAUGUGCCGAGCACGGUGCUAAACACUUUUCCUGUGUUAAGUUAGUUAAUUCUCUCAGCACUUUGAGGGAGGUACUAUUUUUUUCACAUUUUUAUUUAAAUUCUAGUUAGUUAGCAUAUAGUGUGGUACUGAUUUCAGGAGUAAACUUCAGAUAUUCACCACUUGCAUACACCACCCAGUGCUCAUCACACAGGUGCUCUCCUUCCUGCCUGUCCCCCAUUUAGCCCACCCCCUGCCCACUUCCCUCCAGAGAGGUGCUAUUUUUAAGUCCUGUAUUAGAGAUGAGGAGACAGAUUUUGGAAAGGCUGAGCUCACAAAGACAAGAAUAGGUGAAACUGGGUUGAUGUUCGAUAGUGUCUGUGAUGAACUAGGAUUCUCUCUGGAUGGGCAGCUGGGAAACACUAGGCCCUCCUCUCCCUCCUCCCUGCAUAGCAGGGGUGAAGCAGAAGAAUGGACGCAAGGUUCUGGUAUGAAGUCUGUGGGAUGGGUGGUGGUGCCCCUCUCUCUAUCCUUCUUGGCUUGAGGGGCAUAUGGUUUGCACUGCCAGCCACCAGAGGGAGCAGAGGCAGGGCAGCCCAGUGGGUGAGGCCUCUAGCUGCUGUCAUGUCUGGGGGCUGGUGUCCAUUACUCCAUUUAGGCUGAGACAACCUCCCUACCACACGCCAAAAAGGAUCCUAGACUGAGACCUUCCAUCUAAGUGCCCUCAGACCGAGAGACUCCCGAAGGAGCCCCAGGCUGGGGCUCUUUGAGGGGUUGUGUGGCUGAAGACAUUCCAGAGGGGAUCUCACAGGGGGCUUCCCCACAGCGAGAGACCCUAGGAGGGUCCGCCAGACUGAGACUCCUCAGAGGGAUCCAAGUUUGAGGCAGUCUUGGAGAAGCCCUCAGAUUGAGCCCCUCAGAGGAACACAGCAUGAUGAGACACUCUUGGGAGGGCGUUUUCAUGGAGACAAUUCCAGAGGUACAGGGGAGCCCUAGGAGACACAGAGAGGGGCUGGGAGGGGCUUGGGAGACAUGCUCCCGACCUCAGAGUUCAGGCUUUGGGCCCCACCCCAUCUUCGCCUUGACCCACAUUAACUCGCCGGCCCUUCUCCCUUCCCCCUCCCCAUCAGGUGAGGAGGUCCACUGGGGUCAUUCUAGGCUUCCUGGGCACUGGAUUGGGGAAGGUGGUUAGGGAAGGCCUGGGGUUCUGAGGGAGGGAGGAGUAGGCAGCCCAACCUGUUUGGAGAGGUUGCUAACUGCCAGGAAACCCAUCUGGGUCUCUCUCACACAUGUGUGCUGGAUGAGGGGAGCUGAAGGGGAGUUGGGACAACACUCAUUCCGGCCCCCUCUAUCAGGCUGCCCUUCUGUGGCUCCUUCCCCACCUCUCAGCCAUGGGGACUGCAGGUUUGAGUGUCACUACCCAAACUGGCCCUGGCGGGAGGAGUGUGAGUGCGUGUGUGUGACACAGCAAAGUACAGAGUGGUCCUUGUACUUUGGGACCUGUCUUAACUCACAUGCCCCUCAUUCCCUCUGGACACAAGCCCUGCCUCCAUCAGCCUCUGAUUCUCCUUCUUUCCUGGUUAUUGACUCAAAGCCCCUCCACUUUCCUGCCCUGCAAUUCCUCCAGGAUUUUCCUCCCAGGCUUGACCCCGAAGUGUUGCCAAGCCCCCACUCUUCCCUUCCCUUUCUCUUGCCUUGACUCUGCCUGCUGGUCUGGGGCCAGGGGUAAUCCAGCCCUAGCCCCGUGGUUUUCUCCAGUGGCAGGGUGGGCGGGCUCUUGGAGCUCUGGCCAAUGGAGGGUGGGGCCCACACAGCUGGCUCACAGCCCAGACGACAGUAAUAGCAGGGGUGGCUUAGCGAGGAGGCCCAGCCCCCUGCCUUCCCUCCCUGCCUCCAGGUAUAAGAGCUGAGCUCAGGUGAGCCAACUCCUAGACUCCUAGCAUCCUGUCCCAGCAGUCCCAGCAGGCAGAUCAUGAGCCAUCAGCUCCCUUGGGGCCAGCUGUAGGACGACACAACUCUCACCAGGACAAGCGCACCGGGCACCAUGGGACAGUGUCGGUCAGCCAAUGCUGAGGAUGCUCAGGAAUUCAGCGACGUGGAGAGGGCCAUCGAGACCCUCAUCAAGAACUUCCACCAGUACUCUGUGGAGGGUGGGAAGGAGACGCUGACCCCCGCCGAACUGCAGGACCUGGUCACCCAGCAGCUGCCCCACCUCAUGCCGGUACUGAGUGGGCCCCGCCCCAGGCAGCACCCUGACUUCCCUGGCAAGGCCUCCGAGACCCCACCCACACUGCCACGGCUCCAGGCACUAGCAAGCCCUAGCCCUUCCCCUUGCCAGUGCCAGAGCAACUGUGGGCUGGAAGAGAAAAUCGCCAACUUGGGCAGCUGUAACGACUCCAAGCUGGAAUUUGGGAGUUUCUGGGAGCUGAUUGGAGAAGCAGCCAGGAGUGUGAAGUUGGAGAGCCCUGUCCGGGCCAGUUGAGAACCUUUUCCUGGAAUUCUUGGGGGGAUGUUGGGGCCUAGAAAUAAAAGUCCUGUCCACCACCACCACACGAUUCCCCAGUCGGCACCUGCCUCACCUCUGCAAGGGUCAAGUCCUCAGUGACUCUUCCCGGGGCUCUCUGUGCAUUUCAUCCCCGGGACAGCCAUGGAGCUAACGGGUCCGGGAGUCCCCACCAGAGGGAGGCUCAGGGGGUGGGUGGGGGCCAGGGAUGGAUGUGGCGAGAUGCUAGAGGGAUAAGGAUGGUGUAAGGGCCAAAUAAUUUGGUUGGGGAAAGGGCAGAGAGGAGGUGGGCUACUGGAAAUGAUUUGAAGAAGGGGGCUGGGAAUGAGGCUGGAUAUUUGGUACUAAAAAGGGUCUCUGAGAACCUACCCUUCCUAAUCUCUUCCCCAACCCAAACAGUAGUUGUCUGUCCAGUGCUAUGCCUUCCUGGCUCCCGCUCUGCCCCAGCCUCCUCCCAGGACUGUCUCUGGACUAGGGCAGGGGAAGAGAGAGAGCAGGCUGAGGGAGAGGCUGAGGGGGGCGUGACUUUGGGAGAGGACCAGCUGGGUGCUCGGGCAUUUAAAGAAUGAUGGUUGUUUUGUAUUAUUUGAUUAAUAAAAAAAUGGAAAAAGUGAAAGA
Molecule: messenger RNA, 3488 nt
Organism: Ailuropoda melanoleuca (giant panda)
Lineage: Eukaryota; Metazoa; Chordata; Mammalia; Carnivora; Ursidae
Gene: S100A14
Product: S100 calcium binding protein A14
Exons: 4
Coding region: 2412-2849 (145 amino acids)
Biological process (GO): response to lipopolysaccharide; positive regulation of monocyte chemotaxis; positive regulation of granulocyte chemotaxis
Cellular component (GO): perinuclear region of cytoplasm
Molecular function (GO): chemokine receptor binding; calcium ion binding; calcium-dependent protein binding
Source: RefSeq, a predicted model, not a curated record